Messenger RNA from Carya illinoinensis, 2964 nucleotides. RefSeq names its product disease resistance protein RPV1-like. The record is from RefSeq and is a predicted model, not a curated record. NCBI's taxonomy places the organism in Eukaryota, Viridiplantae, Streptophyta, Magnoliopsida, Fagales, Juglandaceae. The transcript is spliced from 6 exons. Bases 1 to 2964 code for a protein of 987 amino acids. Gene Ontology annotation, molecular function: ADP binding. Gene Ontology annotation, biological process: signal transduction; defense response.
AUGGCCUUACAUGGAGCUUCUUCUUCUCUCUCGUCCUCUUCUUUCAUCCAUCCGUGGACUCACGAUGUAUUCUUAAGCUUUAGAGGUAAAGAUGUUCGUCAAAAAUUUAUUUCUCAUCUAUACCAUGCUUUGUAUAAAAGGGGAAUCAACACUUAUAUAGAUGACGAGCUCGAAAGAGGAGAGGAAAUUUCACAAGCACUUUUUCAAGCUAUCGAAGGGUCAAUGAUUUCCAUCAUUGUACUAUCUAAAAACUAUGCAGAAUCCAGAUGGUGCUUGAACGAACUAUUGAAGAUCCUUGAGUGUAUGGAAACAGUAAAACAAAUUAUUCUACCAAUAUUUUACGACAUAGCUCCAUUAGAUGUAAGACAUCAAAGAGGAAGUUUUGGAGAAGCAUUUGCUAAAAUUAAAGACAGAUCCGAGGGCAAUGAAGAAGUGCUGAAGUGGGAGGCAGCUUUAGAAAAACUAGCCAAUAUGUCAGGGGUCGAAUUAAAGAAUUACAGGAAAGAGUCAGAAUUUAUUGAGGAAAUCAUUCAAUGGGUCAACUCAAGAAUAGUAAGCCAAACACCUCUAAGUGUUGCCAAGUAUCCAGUUGGGAUAGAGUGUCGUAAGCGAGACAUUUAUCAACAUUUAAGUAUUGAAAGGAAUGAUAUUAUACGUAUUGUAGGGAUAUUUGGAACCGGUGGAAUUGGUAAAACGACUAUUUCAAAAUAUAUCUAUAACCAGAUUUACUCUCAAUUUGAAGGAAGUUGUUUCUUGAAAAACAUUAGAGAAACUUCAAAACAAGUAGGAGGUUUGAUUAAGCUGCAAGAAAUACUUCUUUUCGAGAUCUUAGGGGAAAAACUGGAUAUUUAUGAUGCUGAUAGAGGAAUGAAUGUAAUUAAGCAUAGACUUUGCUCUAAAAGGGUUCUACUAAUUCUUGAUGAUGUGGAUGAGUUGGUCCAAAUUGAAAAAUUAGCUGGAGAUCGUGAUUGGUUUGGUUUGGGAAGUAGAAUUAUCAUGUCAACAAGAGAUAAACAAUUACUAAAAAUCUUUGAAGUUGACUCAGAAUACGAGUUGAAGCUCUUGGAUGACAAUGAAGCUCUUCAGCUCUUAAGCUUGCAUGCUUUCAAGAAAGAAGAACCACUUGAUGAGUAUGUGGAACUCUCUAAACAAGUAAUAAAAUAUGCUCAGGGCCUUCCACUGGCUUUAACAAUGCUAGGAUCGGAUCUAAAAGGUCAAAGUAGACCUCAAUGGAAAAAUGCAUUGGAAAAGUAUAAAAACAUUCCCCACAAAAAUAUUCAGAGUGUACUUCGAAUAAGUUAUGAUGAUUUGGAAGAUAAUGAGAAGGAAAUGUUCCUUGAUAUUGCCUUUUUCUUUAAGGGAGAACCAUUGGCUAAUAUUAGGAAAAUAUUUGACAGUUGUAAUUUUUUUCCGGAUUAUGGUAUUGACAGGCUUAUAAAAAAGUGCCUCAUUACUAUUGAACAUAAAAAUGUUUGGAUGCAUGACUUGCUACAAGAUAUGGGUCGAGAAAUUGUUCGACUAGAAUCACCCCUUGAACCUGGUGAACGUAGCAGACUUUGGUUUCACAAGGAUAUCCGUAGAGUGUUGGAAGACAGCACGGGUACGAACAAAGUUGCAGGCAUGAUAAUAGAAAUGCCUGAAGGUGAGGACGAUGUGGUAAGCUUGGAUCCUGAAGCAUUUGUACAGAUGAAAAGACUUAGAGUACUUAUCAAUUGUAAUGCUAGCUUUACAAGUGGACCAAAUUAUCUCUCCAAUGAGUUAAGAGUACUUGAUUGGUUUAAAUAUCCACUACAAUCUUUGCCACCUAAUUUCUAUGGAAAUAAACUCAUUAUCUUUAAAAUGCGUGGUAGCUUCAUCAAGGAGUUAAGCUUCAUCAAGUUUAAGAAUCUGACAAUUAUGGAAUUCAGUGAGUGUAAUUUUUUAACAAAAGUUUCAGAUGUUACAAGCAUCCCAAAUUUGAAGGAAUUGAUUGCCCCAAGGUGUAGAAGUUUAGUUGAGGUGCAUGAUUCUGUUGGAUCCCUAGAGAAUCUUUGUCAAUUGGAUUUUUCCGGAUGCUCUAACCUCAGAAUUUUUCCAGCAAGCCUCAAGUUGAGAUCUUUAUGCACCCUUUAUCUUAAUCAUUGCUCAAGCCUUCGUAGCUUUCCUGAAAUUGGAUGUGAAAUGAAGUCUUUAACUACAUUAGCUCUAUCGGGCACUGUAGUGGAAGAACUACUAUUAUCAAUUGGCAAUCUUACUAGACUUGAUGAAUUACUUCUAUCUUCAAUAUUUGGUGAUUGUAAAAAUCUAGUAAGGAAGAUGGGGUAUGAUAGACAAUCCAUUCUAGCUAUUGGGUCUACAACAAUGGAAGAUGAGAUUUCAUCGAAUGAAGAACAACUCCAGGAAUUGGCGCCUCCAACGAAUUCAAGCAAUGGAAGUAGUGCAUUACAAGUGUUGAAUCAUCAGAAUUGUUUCCAAUCAAAAUCAAAUUUCUUUUCAAUAUCAAGUUUCUUUACCACUUUGACUUUUUUAAAUCUAUCAAGAAGUAAAUUUGUUAGCCUUCCCACGAGCAUCAAAGGACUUAUUGUACUUAAGCAGCUCUACUUAUGUUAUUGCAAGAAACUUGCAGAAAUCUUAGAACUUCCACCACAUAUAGGAUUUGUAGAUGUUAGGGAAUGCAAGUCGUUAAAAAGAUUUCCAGAAGUAUCAAGAAUAACGGAAUUCAAUGUGAGCCACAUUCAAUCUCUACGUUGCAUUCGCUUGCAUGGUUGCGACAAAAUGGAUAAGAUUUGGAAUUAUAAAAUGCCAAAUCCAUUACUGUGGAAGGGACAUUAUGAUGCCAUUGUGGAUAGGGGGGAUGAAGAAUGGAUAAUAAAUAUUGAGGGGCCACACCAUUUGGAGGAUAUAAGCGGAAUUGUGCUGUAUGCCCUUAUGGUUUUUAGAGAUCCUAAUAUUUUUGACGAUUAUAAGAAUGUUGCGAAUCAUUAG